GGGGUCUUAACCCCUCACAGCGUCGGCCAGGGCUUGCAGGAUUGAGUGACAGCCUGCAUGGGGAAACCCAUUACCUGUGCGCAGGAUCGCGUAGCUAUCAGCCAGAAGCUCCAUGGGGCUUUGGGUUCUUACCGAGGCAAGACCGGACGGGGGAGGGCUAUGCUAGAGGCUGUACUGCAGAAACAAGAUCGUACGAAAACUCCUCCGGACCGGGUGCGGAAGAAAUCUCCAGAUUGUGAGCAGUGUGCUCCUGCAGUGUUUGAAGGCCCUAAACUCACAGGAAACGAUGACCCUGAUUUCGCCCCUCCACGAAAUUCAAUCCGACGGCGCAAACUGGACGUUGAAUCGAUGCGAUCAGAUCAAUGGUUCUCGUUCAAGGGCCAGGAAGCCAGACCCUUCCGUUCGGGAUUUCUUGGGAUGACCAACCUUGGCAAUACGUGCUACAUGAAUGCAGUUUUGCAAGCGCUGGUGAGUCUAGGGCCGUUCAUUGCGGACAUGCAACACGCAGCGCUGAUGGAGAGCAGCCUUCCAUCGAGCGCAGUAUAUAAAGCUCUACUGCGUGUGGUCCUGGAGGCAAAGAAUGGUGGGUCCAAUGGCUCGAAGACGAUCAACCCCUCUGCACUCAAGGAAUCGAUUGGAAUGAACGACAAGCGAUUCACGGGCGCUAGGCAGCAGGAUGCGCACGAGUUCCUAUGCCAGCUGCUGGAGCUUAUCCAGAUAGAAGUGUGCGGCAGCUGUGAAGCGAAACACCACUCUUCGCCAGGAAGGAGAUCACUGAAAGUCUCUCUUCAAAGGACAUUGUGCCCGACAACCAGAAGCUUCAGUUGCAUUGUCGAGCAUCGGCUGAAGUGCAGGGAUUGCGAAGAUGAGUCGGUCAUCGAGGAGAUGUUUCGGCACCUGUCUCUUGAUAUAGUACCUGAAAGGAAGCCUGCUAGCGGGGAGCAAUUUGGCACGAUCCUCGCAGAUGUGCCUGACGUGCGGUCGCUCAUUGAGGCGUACUUCGAGGACGAAACAUUUACCAAGAAAUGCGAGAAGUGCGGUUGCGACACGACGAUUGUGCGACACAAGAUUUGCCGCCUUCCGAGAGUGCUCGUGCUGCACUUGAAGCGCUUUCACGUACAGACGACCGAUGAUGGUCGGAACUACAGAUGCAUCAAGCGAAACGACCCAGUCAAAGUGUUGCCUCAGCUCGAUCUGGGUUUCUGCUGCAGUCCUUCAACAAGAUGCCCCAUACCUCUGCAGCAUCAAAAGAGCAUCUCCAAGGGCGCGGAUGUUUGUGCGUCAUUGCCACGCAAGGGCCCACUAGCCGAUGUGAGUAACACGCUAGCAACGAACGGCAAUAGCAGGGGAACAAGUGCAACAGGUCAGCAACUCGCGGCAAGCCAUGGAGGGGUGUCGGCCAGCGUCGGCAGAAUACAUUCGAAGGAGAGGCCAGAUAUCAACAGUUGUACCAAUCCUCCUCUGCUGGAGAGGGUGGUACAUGAAUCAGGACAUCACGAGUCCCGAUUACCAGGACCGAACAGGCAGUUGGAGGAACAGGAGGUGCCAUCAGACUCUGCGGGAACAACAGGGAUGUUGGACGAUGACGAAGAUCUGGCCCGUGCGAUUGCUUUGAGCCUCCAGUCAUCAGCAGCAGCUGUUCCAACCGAUAUGGAGGUGGAUGGAGCUUCGAGUGAAAGCGUGGAAGCUGCAGAAAACCAAGGAUCAGCGAAGGACGAACCACCAUCGCUGAACCCUCUAUGGAUUGAUGUAGUUGAUGAGGAGGCUGCGGAAGGCAUUCCGGAAAGAAAGGAGGAUGGAACCCUCUCAGACUGCUGCAGCUCCGAGUACUCGUUGCAUGGCAUUAUCAGCCACAUUGGUGCAGAGGUGUCAUGCGGCCAUUUCGUAGCAGACAUCCUUCAAGUUGACCAGUGGCGCUCUCAAUGGUAUCGCCAUGACGACUCGCUAGUUUCGCCGGUUAGCGAUUCGAGUGUCUUCAGUAUGAGGGAGUUCUCGGAGUGUUAUUUGUUAUUUUAUGUUCACAAGGAGUUCGCGAAUCAAUGCCCUGUGCCUCAGAAAAGAAAUUUGAUGUUCCUGGCCGCGCAAGAGAAGCAGCAGCAUGCAAGUCCUCCUCAGAUUCAGAAGCAACCUGCUGCUUCCGAGACUGCCCCGCCUGUUGUGGUAGCAGGCGAUGAGCCAUGCUUCCGAAAGCCCACGGGUCUUCAAGAGCCAGGUAGUUCCGAGAAGAAAGCACGGCCAGCACCGCAGCUUAGUAGGAAACGAGGAGCCACAGCUCCACAACCUCAAGCGAAAGGUCAACUCUAUUCAUGGUUGCUACGAGAGAAAUCCGAUUCGGAUCCGCCGGCACUGCGGCAAGAGCGGCCACGACCUACAGAUGUUGCCACGACGAUGCAGAUGCAGCAGUCCCAUCACGGCCAAGCAGCGGGUCCUACACGGGAACCUACAGGGUCUGAGCCUACAUCGCCUGGAGAGCAAGCCACAGGUUCCCGUGCGGACAAACAAGGAACGCUGCCGACACCUUCGUCAUCCACACCAGUGCAGCCAUUGUCAAGAGAAGAGAGAGAAGAAGAGGAAGAAGAUACGAUAGAAGAUACGGUGGUUUCUGUAGGGAGGACCCCCCUGCGCACAUUUCUGGAGGAGGAGGAGGUUUUCUCUGUUGGUAGGGCCCCCACGCGAUCGAAGAGAAGAGCUUUGCACGGUUCGCGUUCUGACCGUACCAGCUCACCUGGCGUGCGAAGGUCAUCACCUCGAAUCGCCCGCAGCAGCUCCUCAUCCUGUUCGCAAUCAAGACUUCAAAAGGGACCUCUCCAACUCGACUUGCCGAAAUUGUGGACCAGCGUGGAUGACAACUCAGCAGCGGCAGAGACCGAUACCGACUUGGAAAUCGUCGAACAAGAACGGGCGGUGAAUUUUCCAUCAUUCACAGAUAUCUAUCCUGGACCAGAUGCAGAGUCAAAGUCUUUCGUCAAAUAUAAAAGGCGUGGAAGAUGACGAGGUAUACCGUAUAGUACAUAGAGCUAGCUAGCUUCAGCAAUUUUGGCCACCUCCUGGGUUAAGAAUUUUCAAUGUUGUGAUCGUUCUCCAAUCAGUGUGUAAUCACUGUGUAUAUGUUUAUCCGAUCUUUUUUUGUACCGAACAUGCUUGUAUGCAGGCAGGCUGUAUACACAAGCAUACGUCUGACCGCCCUGCAGCCUUGCUGCCUUGGCGCUCGUCGCCAUCGAUCAUCAGCCAAGCUGCUGAUUUGUGUCGAUGUGCUGCCCGAGCCGCGUUGGAACACGA
Messenger RNA from Chara braunii, 3279 nucleotides. The record is from the annotation of a GenBank genome assembly. Lineage: Eukaryota; Viridiplantae; Streptophyta; Charophyceae; Charales; Characeae.